Messenger RNA from Wyeomyia smithii (pitcher-plant mosquito), 1233 nucleotides. RefSeq lists its product as uncharacterized. The record is from RefSeq and is a predicted model, not a curated record. The transcript has 2 exons. NCBI's taxonomy places the organism in Eukaryota, Metazoa, Arthropoda, Insecta, Diptera, Culicidae. The coding region runs from base 1 to 1233 and encodes 410 amino acids. Gene Ontology annotation, molecular function: nucleic acid binding; zinc ion binding.
AUGGACAAACACAUCGAAUCUCUAAACAACCUUCCGAGGGUUACUAAAGAGAAUACGGCAAGUAUGCGAAAGCUUAUUGAUAUAUGUACCAAAAACGUUGAGGCGCUUAAAAAUUUGGCAUUGCCAGUUACUGGACUUGGAGAGCAAAUAUUGUUGAAUCAAAUCACUUCAAAAUUGGACAAGACGACGCGAAUGGCUUGGGAAAGUCGUCAGAAGAAAGGUGUUUAUCCCAACUACGAAGCAACCAUCGAAUUUCUGCAAGAGCAGUGCCGAAUCUUGGAAAAGGUGGACAUCAACGUGAAGCCUGCAGCUGAAAGUGUCAAAGCGAAAUCAGUUGCUUUGAAAAAAUGGGGAAACUGCUUCAAUUGCCUGCAAAGAGGCCAUCGUACGAAUGGAUGCUCGUCGUCUCGUAACUGUCGUGACUGUGGAAAACGUCAUCAUACUGUGCUACAUAAUGAUAGCUCAUCCACACCGGCGCAGGCAGAUUCGGCAACAUGUAAAAACGAUGCAUCGCAAGCAACACAGAAUUCCAAUAAGAGAAUUGAGGAUGUUAAGCAGCAAUCGGCCGUUUCUUUGUGUGUCAGUACUGCUAACGAUUCUAAACAGAUUCUACUUUCUACGGCUGUUAUGAUGGUUCACGGUGAUAGCAGUGCACUUUAUCCAUGCCGUGUAUUGCUCGAUUCGGCCUCGCAAAUGCAUUUUGUUACAGAACGUUUUGCGAAUCUACUAUCGCAGCGAAAGGAACCAGUAGAUUAUUUGGUUAGCGGAUUAAAUGGUUCAAAUACACGUCUUAGAAAUAUGAUUAGAACCACAAUACAAUCUUGUAAUGGAGGAUUUGCAACGGAAUUGCAGUUUCUAGUUGCUCUACGAAUCACAGGAGAUGUUCCGUCAAAGUCUUUCGAUAUCUCGAACUGGCCAAUCCCCAGCGGAAUCGAGUGGGCCGAUCCAGCAUUUAACAAACGAGGACGCAUCGAUAUGUUGAUUGGUGCUGAAAUAUUCUGGGAUCUUGUGAAAGAUGAUCGUAUUACUCUUGCAUAUAACUUACCGGUUCUUAUAAAGACUGAACUUGGUUGGAUAGCCGGAGGAGUGCUAACUGAACAAAGCGCAGUUCUUGCUCAUUCAUUUUGCCAAAUUGCUAAUGAAGAACGACUUGAAGAUUUACUGAAGUGUUUUCAUCGGCUGGAAUCAUGUGAUGAGAUAAAUACUUCUAGGAGAAACGAUCAAGAAUGCUAA